CUAUGAGUACAUGAGAGCAGAUGAGGGGGGGAGGAGACCCAAGUGCGCGCUGCACUGCAGACGCUCACAGUUGACUCUGCGCUCCGGACACGCUGGACCGGUCUGAGGAAUCGAACUGAACAGCUAUUGGAACUGAAUGUGGACCUUCUACAGUUCUCUCCACAUUCUGACACUCUUACAAGUGCUGUGGUUGUCUACAGAUGUUCAAGAGCAAUGAAGCAACUUGUGGGUUUCAUUAACGCUUCCGAACCAAAUCCAAACGUCAUCCCCCGUGCCCGCGCAGCCGGAGCCCCAUCCGCGUGCACGAUGAGCACGUGCGGCCAGCGCAGUUGGCUUCUGUUGUUGUUGUUGUUGUUGUCGGCGGCCGCCGUGCUGCCGACGAGCGGCGACUGCCCCAAAUCCUGCGUCUGUAACGGUCCCUCUGAGGUGCACUGCACCUUCAGAUACCUGAGCGCCAUUCCUGACCACAUCCGGCCAGCUGUGGAACGAGUUAACCUGGGGUACAACAGCAUAACUGCCUUGAGAGAAAAUGAUCUUUCAGGACUGGAGAACUUGGAGCUGUUGAUGCUGCAUAGCAACACCAUCCACACUAUUGACGACAACGCCUUCCAAGACCUCAAGUCCUUACAGGUCCUGAAGUUGUCCUUUAAUAAAGUAAAGGAAAUUAAGAAAGAUACAUUCAAAGGCCUGCACAGUCUGCUCAGACUGCACAUAGACCAUAACCACAUUGAGUUCAUCAGCCCGGAGGCUUUCUACGGCCUGACCCAACUACAGCUGGUCCACCUAGAGGGUAACCACCUCCAGCAGCUCCACCCAGACACAUUCAUCACACUGAGACACAGCCAGGUGUUCAAGGUGUCCUCCGUGAGAACCAUCCAUCUGUCGGAAAACCUUCUGACUGCUCUGCCCGAAGAUAUCUUCUCAGGCUGCAGCCAGUUGGAGAACCUCUUCCUCCAUAGCAACCCAUGGACGUGUGAUUGUCGUAUGGAGUGGUUCUCUGUGUGGGCACAGAGGAACACAGGUGUGCUGAAAUGCAAGCGAGACCGGAGAUAUCCGAGAGGCCAGCUGUGUCCUGUUUGUGAAAAUCCUGCCCCUUACCACAAGAAACCUCUAUUCCUUCUCACCUCUGAUGCCUUCACUUGUAUCAAACCCCAGAUCCAUCCUUAUCUAAAGCAGAGAAACAUCACCUUGGAUGAGGGGGACUUUACUCCAGUUUCACCCAAGGACUUCAUGGCCCCACUGGGAUCCAUACAAAUGAACCUGACUGACCAUUUUCACAAUGAUGCUAGUCUAUCCUGCACUGUCCACAGGCCCACUACUUUUGAAAACCAAACACAAACACUGGAGGAGGAGGCGGGAAACAAUGUCACUGUGCUUACCGCUGACAUCAAGACAUAUUUGGUGUGUAACAUUGAAUAUGAGCACAUUCAGCAGCUGUGGCAGAUACUGGCCACUUACAGUGACUCUCCCAUGACACUUGAGAGAGGCUUAAUGCUGGCUAGAAGCCCAGAAAUGGUGUACAGGUAUAGACAAAAGAAACGAAAAGAGGGUGAGGAAGGAAUUCACACAAACAUUCAGGCUGAGAUUAAAUCCUCCCCUGAAUGGUUGAUGCAGGGAGAAGUGAGCUUCCAGCUUGACCGCACUACUACCACGUUCUCUACUCUGCACAUUAAGUACCAGUCUGCAGUCAACCUACGUGUGGAAAAUACAUCUCCUAAGAGGGGCCGCUAUUCCUGGACCAUGAUCAAGCGAGAUAAUCAAACAAAGACUGAGCACACCGUACUUACAGGUGGUGUGCUGCAAUUGGACUGUCAAAUCCAGGGUGAGCCAAAACCUUUGUUGGAGUGGAUCUUACCAGAUGGAAGUAAGGUUAGAGCUCCCUACUCAAGUGAGGACAGGAGGCUAAUAAUCACUACUGAAGGGAAGCUCACUUUACGGGGUGCAGAUGCUUCAGAAACUGGUCUCUACAGGUGCAUCGCCACAAACUACCUGGACGCUGAUAUCCUUGCCUUUCGGGUGUCAGUCCUGUCACCUGAUGUGGAAGAAGCUAUGGUCAACGGCGUCCAACUCUCUCAGCCGCUGGGGGGAAAUCUGUUUUUUGACUGUAGCUCCACUGGAAGUCCUGAGGCUUCAACGCAGUGGGUACUCCCCGACCACUCAGUACUGGACAAGUCUCAAGGGAACAGGAAAGUGUUUGAGAAUGGAACCUUGCUGAUUCAUGGCCUCACAGCAAGGGACAGGGGAUUUUAUAUGUGUUUGGUCUCUAAUUACCUCGGAGUUGACCUGCUUGUGUCUCAAGUGACAGUGACUGGAGAAACAUCAAAGGGGACAGUUUUGGACAGUGAGGGAUCAGGGGUAGAAAUGGAGGAUACGUUUGAUCCCAGCUUGAAGGAAAGCACAAUGACCCUCAAUGAGAUCCACUCUUCCACUCCCUCUGACAGAACUAGUCAGGAAUCUAAGACCCUUACCUCAGAUCGACCAUACCCUAGACUCAGGUCACGGGGUAGAGAAGGUGUUGGAGGUAGACCUGGACAGAGAAGUCGGGGGCUAAUCACCAAAAGACGCAUGUGGAAUAGUAGGGUGUUUGAUAAAGCUUCCAGAAAAGUAGACCCAGUGCAGUUUGCUGAAUUUAUUAAAAAAGUUGGAUCAAGAAUAAACCCUAACAAAGUGGAAGAGGGGGUAAAAUAUGAAGACUCAAACACUGGUCAUUCUGGUGAUAGUGAAAUGGGCUCUGGUGAAGAUACUCAAGAAGAUCCUCACAACGUUUUGCCCAUUAUAGUUGGACCAACAAUAAACAAUCCACAAAAAGGUAGACUACAUGGGCAAGAGAACAGCCAGACAGAAACUACCACACAGAUAGAUCAUGGUACUAACAUAGAAGCGAUGGGGGCACAUCAAACUGUUGGCUUGGAAACCACAAUCAGUAAUAAUUUAAAAUUAAGUCAUGUCACAGAAAACACAAAUAGACCUACAGCAGAGUCAUAUAUGGAGUCAGAUUAUACACCCGUCAAGCCCACAUUCACACAUCAUCCAACAGAAAAGAAGGACAGUCAACGUGAUGCAGUAACAGCUUACCAUACCAUUUCACGCAAUACAGGCCUCUCUAGUUUUGAUGAGACAAGUGAUUUGUAUGCCCUGGAAAGAACUACCAAGCCGGGCUCAAACAGACGCCCAGACACUCUACAACUUACUUUGUCAGACACAUUACAAGAAACUCAGCUCCAAUUUUCAGGAGAACAACCUGGAGAGCCAGAGACGUCCACUGGGGUGGCACUAUCAUUUCAAACAGACCCAUAUGUCACUCCAAUGAGUGAUAGCGCAAGCCCAGGGGCACUGGUUAUUCACACAUCCACUGACCCAGAAAGCCAGACGACAUUCACCGCCUUCACCACUACAGAGAGGCAACACAAUGAAAUAACCUUCCACACUACCCAAACAAUCAAAUCCCCACGUCUACCUGCAGGAUCGACCAUCAUCACCCAGCAGCAGAUCCAUAUUAUACCGCAAAAGAACAGCAAAGGAGCGGGGCGCAGAAGAACCUUCCAAGGCCGCAGGAGAAUCAUUAAACCCAACAGGAUUAGUGACAUACAGUCUAUCAUCGCUAAACUUAAAAAUCCCUCGUCGAAAAAGGAAGGGAAUGCUACGGUGCCUUAUAGAAUUGAACUGACCACAGACUGUGACUGGAAUAAAGACAAAAAGAAGAAAGCUACCAAUGAUCUGCAGCUAACAACACCAACAGUUUCCUCAAGUUCAACUUUACACAUAACAGAGAGACUUGUCCCAACGCAAAAAACUGCAACUUCUACCACAACGCAUUAUAUCACUUCGAAUGACCCCUUCACCCAUACCGAGUCAUGGCAAGAGGCUUCCAGUGGCUACAUAACCUCUGCUGAUGCACCUGAGUUUGACCCUACAAUUGAUCCACCUUUGACAAGAAAUAAAGAACCAUCAACCACCACACCCACGGCUACAACUGUCUCUAUGGUUAUUAAUGGGAGAAUUCCAUGGAACAGGCCGGUUGGUGGUAGAGAGAGAGAAAAUACACUUGGCAGGUUUACCCAAAAAACCUCAACUACAGCUGAGACAACAACAAUGACCCUAACUUCCACCACGGCAGCCAUGCCCCCCACCACAGCAAACUCACUUCCUGAGCCUGAGACUCUGUCUCCAUCCAGACCCAGAGGGAACAAAGAGGGUUCAUUAGAUGAUGACUAUGGAUAUUUCCUCUCUGCAGAUUUUGAGUUCACAACAUUGCCACCCAGCUUUCCCCAUUUAAGUACAACUAGCCCAUCCUUCUACUCCAAGCCUGCUAUAACACAACCAAAUUCACAAACUCUACCUUCCCCAACUACUGUCAAACCACCCUCAACUGAAAAUCCAGAUGCAGUAUUGCCAUCUGGGUCUGGAGGACUACCUGAUUAUUGGUUUGUAACCAGACAGAGGCCUGAUGGGUCGAGAGGACGUCAAGGACAGAGAAGGAGGCCCUUCAGGGGCAGAAAGCCCUUCAAAAAACCUGGAAUUACUAAAUCACGCCCUUCUACCACAACUGAGGUUUCUACCACAGCUAUGGAAACUACAAUGAUGUCUACCACACUAUCACAAAGGACUGUUUCAGUCUACCAGCCCCUUUACACACCAUCCAGGCAAGAACACAGGACUCCUGUUGUUGUUACCUCAAAGGAGUACGCUGACCUAUAUGAGGAAUUUGACUGGAGCACAUCUGGUGAAUUACAGGCCUAUACCACAACCAGGAUACCUUUGAUCUCAUCAACCACACACAACCCAACCACCUCAUUCAUACCAAUCACUACAAAGAGGCCUUACACAACAGCUCGGACCAAAGUCCACAGCAACGUCAGACCACCAACACAGAGGAACAGCGAUCACACCACUGGUGGGCCAAUUGAUACUGUGAACAUUGUCACAGCUGUGCAGGGACACAACAACAUAGGCACACGCAAUGCUAUCUCUAGCGUCUAUAUUCAUGUGGCUGGCAAUGAAGCUACAACUGCCAAUAUUGCUGGCUUUGAACCCACUACAAAGGUCGAAACAAGUAGACCAAAGAUACUUGGGGGCAACGCCGCCAGCUUCACUGUGUUAUCCAAUUCAGAUGCUUUCCUGCCGUGUGAAGCUGUUGGAAACCCCCAGCCAGCCAUAACCUGGAAGCGCUUCCCCUCAACCACAGGUGCCGCUGUUACCGUUAAGGGAAGGUUGGGGAAGUUUGAGGUGAUGACCAAUGGUACGCUGUUUAUCCAGAAUGCCAACAUUAAGGACCGUGGGCAAUACCUCUGUCUGGCUGAGAAUGAUCAUGGAUCAGAUAAACUUAUUGUCACCCUCUCUGUGGUGGCCUACCCCUCACGCAUCCUGGAGCCAAAAAUGCGUGAAAUGAAGUUUCAUGCAGGAAACAAAGUGGAGAUGACAUGUAAAGCAGAGGGUCGUCCAACACCAAUGGUAUCCUGGAUCCUGGCCAAUCGGACCCAGGUCAGGGGUCAAAACACAGAGAUUGGAAGGGUUUCAGUAUCUGCUGAUGGGACUCUGGUCAUUGAACGGGUGUCUGUUUAUGACAGAGGUCAUUACAAAUGCAUUGCCAGUAAUCCAGCUGGAUCCGAUACUGCUACAGUCCGACUGCAGGUGGUUGCAGCUCCCCCAGGUAUUGUGGAGGAAAAACGGCAGCAGGUCAAAGUGGGUGUCAGACAAAACCUGUGGCUACCUUGCACUGGGCAAGGCAGUCCUCAGCCUACUAUUCAUUGGGUCCUCCUUGAUGGAUCAAUAAUACAAUUUAAAAGACCUGCCAGCGACACAAGGAUGUCAGUAUAUGGGAAUGGAACCCUCCACAUUAAGGAUGUGACUCCAGAAGACAGCGGCAAAUAUGAAUGUAUUGCCACUAGUUCGACUGGCUCAGAGAGAAUGGUUGUGACUCUGUCAGUCGAGAGGAAAGAGUCGGCACCUCAAAUAAUGGAGAUGUCUAAACGCAUAACAUCGUUGUACUUUGAGGACCAGCUUAGACUAAACUGUUCAGCUACAGGAGACCCCAAGCCCAAGAUCAUCUGGAGGCUGCCUUCUAAAGCUGUCGUGGACCAGUCGCACAGGAUGGGCAGCAGAAUUCAGGUGCUGAAAAACGGCACUCUUAUUGUUAGCAUUAUGAGUGAUAAAGAUGCUGGCGACUACCUCUGUGUGGCACGAAAUAAAAUUGGUGAUGAUCUCCAAAUCAUGAAGGUCAGUGUGUCAAUGAAGCCAGCCAAGAUAGAGCCGAAGCUCUAUGGAAAGAAGCAGGUACCCUACGGUAAAGACUUUAAAGUUGACUGUAAAGCGUCAGGAGCACCAAAGCCAGAGAUCUCCUGGGGAUUACCAGACGGAACAGUGGUCAACAGUGCUCUUCAGUCUGAUGGCAGCAGUGGGGGAGGACGAGUACGGCGCUAUACGCUUUUUGACAAUGGAACUCUUCACAUAAACCAAGUUGGUAUGUCAGAGGAAGGAGACUACACCUGCUAUGCUGAGAACCAGGUGGGCAAGGAUGAGAUGCAUUUUCACAUCACUGUGGUGACAGCUCCCGCUAGGAUACGUCCAACCAGCCAGACGUACGCGAGGGUCAAGCCUGGAGGGAACAUCCGCUUUGACUGUGAAGCAAUUGGGGAGCCCAAACCAAAGAUCCUGUGGAUGCUGCCCUCCAAUGAUGUCAUUGCAGCAUCAAAUGAACGGUACCUAAUGCACGUCAAUGGCUCCCUGGAUAUCCGGGACGUGAAGCUUAUAGAUGCUGGGGAGUAUGUUUGUAUGGCUCGAAACACUGCUGGAGAAAACAGAAAAGUCUAUAAGCUUGAUAUAGAAGGGAAUCCACCAGUGAUCAAUGGAUACCGUCAGAACAGGACUGUAAUCAAAGAUGUAGCUGCUAAGUACUCCAGGAAAUUUAUAGACUGUAAGGCUGAGGGCAAUCCCACACCCAGUAUCACUUGGAUUAUGCCUGAUAACAUCUUUCUGACGGCACCGUACUUUGGCAGCAGGAUCAAUGUCCACCAUAACGGGACGCUUGAGAUUCGUAACGUACGGCCGACUGAUACAGCUGAGUUCAUCUGCAUGGCGAGGAAUGAUGGAGGAGAAGCAGUAAUGGUUGUGCAGCUGGAGGUGAGCAGUAUGCUCAGGAGGCCGAUCUUUAAAAACCCCUUCAACGAACGUAUUGUUUCUCGGAUAGGAAAAACCACCGUUCUGAACUGCUCUGCUGAUGGAUACCCAAUGCCAGAGGUCACAUGGACCUUGCCUAAUAGAACACGAAUUACUGGUGGCCAUCACCUAGUUAGAAAUGGAUCUUUAGUCAUCUAUAACUCCAGUAAGGAGGAUGCUGGGAAGUACCGCUGUGGUGCGAAGAAUUUCAUGGGUUAUAUAGAGAAGCUAAUCAUUUUAGAUAUUGGUCAGAUGCCUUACAUCCUGACAAGGCCUAGGGGUAUUAUUCGCAGUGUAUCUGGAGAACCUCUUUUCCUUCACUGUUUAUCUGAUGGGAGUCCUACACCCAAAAUCCACUGGACUCUGCCAGGUGGCCACACUCUGACUCGGCCUCAAGUCCUUGGACGCUACCAGUUACUAGAGAAUGGUACUUUGGUUGUUCAAGAAACAACUCUCCACGACAGAGGGAACUACGUUUGCAGGGCUCUGAGCGAUGCCGGAGAGGCCCUGCUCACCGUCCCUGUUAUUAUUAUUGCCUACCCUCCACGGAUCACGUUAGGACCACCUACCAGUGUAAGGGCACUGACAGGGACACCUAUCCGGCUCAACUGUGCCGCCAUUGGGAUACCCAAACCUGAGAUCACCUGGGAGUUGCCCGAUCAUUCAGUUCUGUCUGCAGCCGAACGGGGCCGACCCAUGGGUAGUGAACUGCUCCACCCUCAAGGUACUCUCAUCAUCCAGAGGCCCAAAGCAUCAGACUCUGGCACAUACAAGUGCCUGGCCAAGAACAACCUGGGUAUGGACUCAAAGAUUACAUAUGUAUAUGUAUUAUGAGAAAAAGCAAAGACUGAGAGAAGAAGGUGGCAUAUCCUGAUAUAUAUAUAUAAACAUUAACAGACACUCAGUCACUUGCUGUACGUUUAUGAGGUACAGUACAUGUUUUUUUCACACUUGUGAGGAUCCCGGCUUGUGGAAUAUUUUUUCCUAAAGUGACAAACAUGAUAAACAUGUGGAUUUUAUAAAAAACAAAGUACAAGAAGAGAAAGGAAACAGACGUUUAAAAGGGAAACUCAUAUUUUUUCCUGAGUGGAAAACUCAGUCUGCGGCUAGAAAGUUGUUAUUGUAACUUUUCAACUGGGGGUCUGGAGAAUGCAUGAGUGGUUCUCAUUUAGGGUUAUUCUCAUAGGAGCAAAAGCGCCAGUGCAUAGCGGGAAACCUAAUGUAAUUUCUCUGUCCAGGUGUUGCUUGCCACAUAUAGGUACAGUAUACUAUUGCAGAACGUACGGAGAAAGAGAAUCAAUUGUGUAACAAAUUAAAAGACAGAAAGAUAAGGCUCUCAAGAUGCUUUUAAUUAUGUUUCAUUGGCCAGAAGUUGUUGCUCCUAAAACACAUUGCUUUGUUCUUUAGGAGCUAAUGAAAAAAGGCACACGGAUGAAUAGAUAGUUAAUGCUGUUUAUGAGCUGCUUAUGAGCAAUUUUGUAAAUUUCACAGUAGAAGAACGUGUCUUUGACAAAAAAUAAUACAAGGCUUGUUUUACACUGGAUAUAUAUAUAUCUGGAUGGACAGUAAUUUUCACCACAACUGAUUUCUGUUUAUUAAACUUUUUUUAAAUUACAGUUUAAAGCAAUCAAUUUGCAGUUUAAUGGUCAGAAACACACUAUCAAUGUGUUGUGUUACACACAAGAAUUUAGAGUAAUGUUAUACAUUAUGUUAAUCUUUAAUAAUACAGCAUAUGUAUAUCUAGUUGUAGUAUCUACUUUAUCAAAGUAUGGGAGGAAAAAGGAAAAUAAAAUACAUUGUUCAUGA
Gasterosteus aculeatus aculeatus (three-spined stickleback) is the source of this 8961-nucleotide messenger RNA. RefSeq names its product immunoglobulin superfamily, member 10 (gene igsf10). Gene Ontology annotation, cellular component: extracellular region. NCBI's taxonomy places the organism in Eukaryota, Metazoa, Chordata, Actinopteri, Perciformes, Gasterosteidae. Gene Ontology annotation, molecular function: protein binding. The record is from RefSeq and is a predicted model, not a curated record.